This is a messenger RNA of Scatophagus argus, 1861 nucleotides long. RefSeq names its product inositol polyphosphate-5-phosphatase Ka (gene inpp5ka). The coding region runs from base 144 to 1640 and encodes 498 amino acids. Gene Ontology annotation, cellular component: endoplasmic reticulum; plasma membrane; ruffle. Gene Ontology annotation, molecular function: phosphatidylinositol-4,5-bisphosphate 5-phosphatase activity; inositol bisphosphate phosphatase activity; phosphatidylinositol-3,4,5-trisphosphate 5-phosphatase activity. The transcript is spliced from 14 exons. Gene Ontology annotation, biological process: negative regulation of peptidyl-serine phosphorylation; negative regulation of glycogen biosynthetic process; phosphatidylinositol dephosphorylation. The record is from RefSeq and is a predicted model, not a curated record. NCBI's taxonomy places the organism in Eukaryota, Metazoa, Chordata, Actinopteri, Scatophagidae.
GAAGGUAAAGAAAUAGUCUUCCGGAUAGGGGCGUGAAAACAACUACUGUACUCUCGUAUUGAUGCUAGUCUACUGUAUGUUUCGUUUCCAGUAGGAAAAACAACGAAAACAAGCACUACUAAAGCAUCUCAGGUGAGGAGAAGAUGGAGGAGAAUGAGGAACAGUCAGACGUCCAGCAGUCAGACCUCGGCGUGAGGAAGGGAAACUACGAGGCAGAAAGCUUCAGGCUGCACUUGGUGACGUGGAACGUAGCCACAGCUGAUCCUCCAGAUGACCUGUCAUCGCUUCUCCACCUGAAUUCCCCAAAGAGCCCCGACCUCUACGUCAUCGGUUUGCAGGAGGUGUACUCGGGGCCAUUGAGAUUCGUCUCAGACACUGUAUUUGAUGAUCCAUGGAGUCAUCGUUUUAUGUCCACCUUGGCACCACGGAAAUACAUUAAGGUGUCUUCCAUCAGAAUGCAGGGUCUGCUGCUGCUCUUCUUUUCCAAAAUGGAACACGUCCCCUUUAUCAGAGACAUCCAGGCCACGUACACACGCACUGGCAUUUUCCGUUACUGGGGUAACAAAGGUGGCGUGUCUGUCCGUCUGUCUUUCUAUGGCCACAUGCUCUGUUUCCUCAACUGUCACUUGGCCGCUCAUAUGAAAUACGCCACGGAGAGAGUGGACGAGUUUGAGUACAUUAUGGACACGCAGACCUUUGACUGUAAAAAAACUCCCAGAAUUGUUGACCACAGGCUGGUCUUCUGGUUUGGAGAUCUCAACUUCCGUAUUGAGGACCACGGCAUGCACUUUGUCCGCACCUGCAUCAACAAUCAAACCUACAGCCUGCUGUGGAGCAAAGACCAGUUGACAAUGAUGAAGAAGAAAGAACCGAUGCUCCAAGAGUUUGAGGAAGGGCCUUUGGACUUUCAGCCCACGUACAAGUUUGACCUAAACUCUGAUACUUAUGACAGCAGGCUCUACAGGACAUGGUUUGGCUUUAACGGGAAGAAGCGUAAACCGGCGUGGACCGACAGGAUUCUGUGGCGGCAAAGACCCAAAGCCACGCUCCCUGAUGAGCAAGAUGAAAACAGAGUUGGACUGGAAGCGAAGACGGUCAAGCAGCUGGAAGAGGAUGAUGAGUACCCUCUGAAGGUUAAACAAGACUUGUACAUCAGCAACAUGGAAUACAGCAUCAGUGACCACAAACCUGUCAUUGGCAUCUUCACGCUGGAGAUGAGGAAGAUGUAUGGGAGUCCUUUGGUCCGUCUGCAGGCGGAGGGAGACUGGAGCGCAGACAUCGACGCCAUGGUUCUCUACAGUCCCCUGCAGCCGUUCCCCUCUAGCUCAUGGGACUGGAUCGGCCUCUUUAAGGUUGGAUUCACUAGUGUGUCGGACUACAUCACCUACACGUGGGUCAAAGACGGCGAGGUGGCCUUUAAUGAUGAAGUCAUGCAGGUAGUAUAUGUUGAUAAAGAGGAAAUCCCUGUGCGGGGAGGAGAGUGUGUGCUCUGCUACUACAGCAGUGUUUUGCAGUGCAUCAUUGGAAUUAGUGAACCAUUUAAGGUCCACGAGUCCAAGGUAGCCAUUGAGGAAGGUUUGGUGCCCGAGAGGAUCAACGGACUUGACAAAACCAUAGCGAGUGACGACCUUUGGAACUGAUCUGUGAUGAGUCACAGAUGUGGUAUGAUGUAGAAGGGUUUCCGUUUGGCCUGGAUUGCCUGAACCACAACAGGACCUUUAUUUACUGUGUUUCCUAACUUACUGACGAAGGAGCAGAUUAGGAAGUGCUGUUCAUGCUGUUACACAUCCCCACUGACCUCUCUAAUGCUGCCAGUGUGACUACUUAGACCUCUGUGGUCAGUACACUUAUUUUGCAAGUA